CCCGCGCGCGCUGCCAUGCUGCCCGCCUCCCCGCCGCGCCGCCACGCGCCCGCCGCGCCCUGCCCGCGCCGCGCGCUGCCCAUCUUCCAGGCGCGGGGGCGGCUGCUGGGGCAGCUCCGCGGCCUGGACUGCGCCAUCCUGAUCGGAGAAACAGGCUCAGGGAAGACCACUCAGGUCCCUCAGUACCUCUACGAAGCAGGCAUCGGCCGCCAAGGCAUCAUUGCUGUGACCCAGCCCCGCAGGGUAGCAGCUAUAGCCUUAGCCACCAGAGUCUCCAGUGAGAGGACAACAGAGCUGGGGAGACUGGUGGGCUACUCGGUGCGCUUCGAGGAGCUGAGCUGCGAGCAGACGCGCAUCAAGUUCCUGACGGACGGGAUGCUGCUGCGCGAGGCCAUCGCCGACCCCACGCUGCGCUGCUACAGCGUGGUGAUCCUGGACGAGGCCCACGAGAGGACCAUCCACACCGACGUGCUGCUGGGGGUGGUGAAGGCUGCGCAGAAGGCGCGGAGGCAGCAGGGCAGAGCGCCGCUGAAGGUGAUCAUCAUGUCAGCCACGAUGGAUGUGGACCAGUUCUCCCAGUACUUCAAUGGAGCUCCUGUGCUCUACUUGGAAGGCAGGCAGCAUCCCAUUCAGAUCUUCAACACCAAACAGCCUCAGAGUGACUACCUCCAGGCAGCACUGGUGUCAGUCUUCCAGAUCCACCAGGAAGCUCCCUCUUCUCAGGACAUCCUGGUGUUCCUGACUGGUCAGGAAGAAAUCGAAGCAAUGACCAAAACGUGCCGGGACAUCGGCAGGCAGCUGCCGGCGGGCUGCCCGCGGGUGCUGGUGAUGCCUCUCUAUGCCUCCCUGCCCUACUCCCAGCAGCUCCGUGUCUUCCAGCCUGCCCCCAAGGGCUGUCGCAAGGUGAUCCUCUCCACCAACAUCGCAGAGACCUCCAUCACCAUUCCAGGCAUCAAGUUUGUGGUGGACACAGGCAUGGUCAAAGCCAAGAAGUACAGCCCUGACACAGGCCUGGAGGUGCUGGCGCUGCAGCGCGUGUCCCAGGCGCAGGCCUGGCAGCGCGCGGGGCGGGCAGGGCGCGAGGCCAGCGGCGUCUGCUACCGCCUCUACACCCAGGAGGAGUUUGACAAGUUGGACAGGAUGACAGUGCCUGAGAUACAGAGGUGUAACCUGGCCAGUGUGGUGCUGCAUCUCCUGGCCCUGAGAGUGCCCAAUGUGCUCACUUUUGACUUCAUGUCCAAACCAUCUCCUGAGGCAAUUCAAGCAGCGAUUGAGCAGCUGGACCUGCUGGGAGCUGUGGAGCGGAAGGAAGAUCAGAUUGUGCUGACCCCCCUGGGGAGGAGGAUGGCAGCCUUCCCUCUGGAGCCAAAGUUCUCAAAAACAAUCCUCCUGUCCCCCAAGUUUCACUGCACAGAGGAGAUCCUGACCAUCGUGUCGCUGCUGUCGGUGGACAGUGUCCUCUACAGCCCCCCUGCCCGCCGGGAGGAGGUGCAGGCCAUCAGGAGGAAGUUCAUCUCCAGUGAGGGAGACCACCUGACCCUGCUCAGCAUCUACAGGGCCUUCAAGAACGUCAGUGGCAACAAGGACUGGUGCAAAGAGAACUUUGUCAACAGCAGGAACAUGAUGCUCGUGUCAGACAUCAGAGCUCAGCUCAGGGACAUCUGUGUGAAGCUGUCGCUGCCCAUCGAGUCCUCGCGCUCGGACAGCACCAACAUCCGCCGCUGCCUGGCCCACAGCCUCUUCAUGAAUGCCGCUGAGCUGCAGCCCGACGGCACCUACAGCACCCUGGACUCUCACCAGCUGGUGGCCAUCCACCCCUCCUCUGUGCUCUUCCAGUGCAAACCAGCCUGUGUGGUCUACAACACGCUGCUGCACACCACCAAGUGCUACAUGCGGGACCUGUGCGUGGUGGACGCCGACUGGCUCUACGAGGCCGCGCCUGACUACUUCCGCAGGAAGCUGCGGACGGCCAGGGACUGACCAAGGACUGAGCAGGGUUUUGGGCUCACCCUGAAGGACUGGGCUGUGUUUUGUGGUGAACGCACAGGAGCAGCAGAGCUUUGCCUUGCCAGUGAGAAGCACAGAGGGAAAUGGCUUCUCCAUGAGAGCCACACCUGGGAAGCCUGCCUGGCUGAGGACAGGGAUGGUUCUUAACAGUUAGU
This is a messenger RNA of Dryobates pubescens (Downy woodpecker), 2162 nucleotides long. RefSeq names its product DEAH-box helicase 33 (gene DHX33). Gene Ontology annotation, biological process: positive regulation of transcription by RNA polymerase I. The coding region runs from base 16 to 1980 and encodes 654 amino acids. Lineage: Eukaryota; Metazoa; Chordata; Aves; Piciformes; Picidae. Gene Ontology annotation, molecular function: RNA binding. Gene Ontology annotation, cellular component: intracellular anatomical structure; nucleolus. The record is from RefSeq and is a predicted model, not a curated record. The transcript has 12 exons.